AUGGACUUGACAAGUAGCACCGCCAUGUGGUGUGCCAUUGUGGUCCUUCUCGUCAUGUUAUUAGCCACCCAAAAGAUCUCAAGAGCUAGAAGAAUGAGUUGCAUUGAUCCACAGUGUACAAGCCAACAACUUCCACCCGUGGUGAAUGGAGUUGCUCUCCUGAGACUAUUACCUACCCUCCUGAAGGAAGGCCUGCCUUCUAUGGCUAAUGAUCUGUAUGUCAAGUAUGGCAGUGUCUUCACAGUAAGUUCAUUUGGACUCAAGGUAACACUAUUGAUCGGGCCAGAGGUGACGGUGCAUUUCUUUCAAGGUCUGGAGUCAGAUAUUAGCCACGGCAAUCUGCUCGAGUUCACGGUGCCCAUGUUUGGCAAAGCGGUUGGUUAUGGCAGAGAUAAAGCCACGCGAAUUGAACAGAUGCGCUUCCACACUGAAGCACUGAAGGCAUCAGGGCUGAGGAGCCAUGUCCAUCCCAUGCUUCAAGAAGUGGAGGGUUACUUUGCGAAAUGGGGAGAGGAGGGCAUAGUUGAUUUAAAGCUUGAGUUCGAGCAGUUACUCAUGUUGAUCUCGAGCUGGUGUCUACUCGGAAAAGAGGUUCGGGAGAACAUGUUUGAUGAGGUCCAUGCACUUUUUCAUGAGAUCGAAAGCAGUAUGACCUUGAUCAGCUUCUUGUUCCCAUAUCUCCCUACUACAGUAAACCGGCGGCGCGAUAGGGCGCGGAUCAAGCUAACACAAAUACUCUCUGACGUGGUCGAGUCCCGUAAGAGCUCUGGUAGAGUUGAGCAAGACACACUACAAAAGCUAAUCGACUCCGAGUACAAAGAUGGCAACCCUACAACGGUAGCAGAGUUAGUCGGGCUUAUCAUGUCAUUGAUAUUUGCUGGGAAACGCACAAGCUCUCUCGCUAGCACUUGGACCGCAUCUUGUCUACUCAGCCAUCCGGUCUUCUUGAGAGCUGCCAUUGAGGAGCAACAACGAGUCACCAAGAAAUACAAAGGUGGGCUAGAUUACAAUGCUUUUUCAGAGAUGGAUACGCUGCAUAGCUGCAUCAAGGAAGCCCUAAGGAUGCACCCUCCAGCAGCAAUGUUGGUUCGCAGGACACAUAAGCCCUUCACGGUGGAGACAAAGCAAGGCAAACAAUAUGAGAUCCCUCAAAACCACAUCGUGGCAACUCCUACAAUAGUCAACAAUAACAUCCCUUAUAUAUACAGGGACCCUCACGUGUAUGAUCCAUAUCGUUUCGGUCUCGAAAGAAGAGAGGACAAAGUAGGUGGCAAGUUCUCGUACACUUCAUUUAGCGGUGGAAGGCACAUUUGCGUUGGGGAGGCCUAUGCUUACAUGCAACUUAAAGUGAUAUGGAGCCAUUUGUUGAGGAACUUUGAGCUCGAAUUGAUCUCUCCUUUCCCCAAGACAGACUGGAGCAAGAUCUUGCCAGAGCCACAAGGAAAGCUAUUCAUUAGAUAUAAGAGAAAAUAA
Messenger RNA from Triticum turgidum subsp. durum (durum wheat), 1473 nucleotides. Lineage: Eukaryota; Viridiplantae; Streptophyta; Magnoliopsida; Poales; Poaceae. The record is from the annotation of a GenBank genome assembly.